AUGGAUGCUCGUGGAAAGCUGGCUUUCAUGCCGAUACACAAGACUACCUCCGCGCUUCGUCAAUUAGCAUAUGGGUGUAGCGUCGACUUGUUUGACGAGCAUUUGGAGAUGUCGGCUAGGACUUCCCGGGAGUCGCUAAUUUAUUUUUGUAAAGGUAUAAAUGAAUUGUAUGGACCGACAUACCUACAGAGACCUACAUCUAUGGAUCUUGAGCGAAUAUACGAUGUGCAUGAGCAGCUUCAUGGUUUCCCUAGUAUGAUCGGUAGUAUUGAUUGCAUGCACUGGCCAUGGGAGAUGUGUCCAACCGCAUGGCGCGGUUCGCACACCAGAGGGGAUGUUGGUAGACCAUCAUUGAUGCUUCGGGCAGUUAAGUCUACUGACUUGUGGAUUUGGAAUGCAUAUUUUGCGGGUUUUUAUGGAAACAACAACUACUACAAAGCCGGAUACUACUUGACAGAUAGCAUCUACCCUGAGUAUUCCACCUUUGUGAAGACUUUUACUGACCCGAUUGACGAAAAAAGAAAAUACUUUAAGAAGAAACAAGAAUCAGCGCGAAAGGAUAUCGAGAAAGCAUUCGGGGUUCUUAAAAAGCGUUGGAAAGUUGUUAGUUUUCCCUCACAGUUUUGGGACAAGCAGAGGAUGCAUGACGUGAUAUACGCGUGUAUCACUCUACACAACAUGAUAUUGGAGGAUGAAGAUAAAGCUUUUUGUCAAGACUUCAACGAUGAAGACCCAACACUAGACCCGGCGUAUUGGGAACAACAAACUUCAAUGGAGCAACGGAUCACGAAUUCACAAGCCGUACGAAAUAGCCAAACCCACAACAUGCUCUUAGCGGAUUUGGUAGAUCAUUUUUGGGAAAACAAGAGGGGAAAUCAUCCACCAUACGUGCCACUGGAAGUCGAUGACUACUUUAGCGAUGAUGAUUAG
Erigeron canadensis is the source of this 930-nucleotide messenger RNA. Its product is annotated as protein ALP1-like. The record is from RefSeq and is a predicted model, not a curated record. The coding region runs from base 1 to 930 and encodes 309 amino acids. The transcript has 3 exons. NCBI's taxonomy places the organism in Eukaryota, Viridiplantae, Streptophyta, Magnoliopsida, Asterales, Asteraceae.